This is a messenger RNA of Manduca sexta (tobacco hornworm), 1426 nucleotides long. RefSeq names its product beta-1,3-glucan-binding protein. The record is from RefSeq and is a predicted model, not a curated record. Gene Ontology annotation, molecular function: hydrolase activity, hydrolyzing O-glycosyl compounds. NCBI's taxonomy places the organism in Eukaryota, Metazoa, Arthropoda, Insecta, Lepidoptera, Sphingidae. Gene Ontology annotation, biological process: carbohydrate metabolic process.
UCAGAGAACACAGGGAACAUAAACAACUCCGGCAUCGUAAACUCCGGUUUCAACGAAUUAGAUUGAUUUGGUCAGAAUGAGGACGACAAGACGAAUGACGAACCGGAAGACAAAGCCAAUGCGACCGGGCCAAAGCAGGCCGCAGAAGCGAAGUUGACGUUUCCAGGUAACUGCCAACCUUCUCGCACAAAGCUGCGCGACGGCUCUGCGUGCUCCGGGCAGACGCUGUUUGAGGACAACUUCGACAGUCUGAACGGCGUGUGGCAGAUUGAGCAAUACAUACCUAAUACUCAUCCCGAGCACCCCUUCGUAUCAUACCAGCACCUAACUACAGGCCAGACGAUCUCAACCGCUGGAGGCAUCCUGCAGAUCACCCCGAAACUGCAACAAGACUUACCAGGAUUUACAAAUGACACAAUUACCUCUGGCACGCUUAACUUGAACAGUGGUUGCACAUCAACGGAAAGUCGGUGUGAGAUGACGGUGGAUGGUGCGGACAUCUUGCCGCCAGUGGCGAGCGGCCGCAUCACCUCAAAGACCUUAACCGCGUUCACGUACGGCAAGGUGUACGUGCGAGCCAAACUGCCGCAAGGAGACUGGCUGUAUCCAGAAAUUCUUCUGGAACCGUUCUUAAAGAAGUAUGGCUCUCCACAUUACUCGUCAGGGGUUAUAAAGAUAGCAACUGCUCGCGGCAAUAGACAGCUUUACUACGGACAAGAUGAUUACAGUAAUAAGCUGCUAUACGGAGGGCCCAUAAUGGAUCUAGACUGUCGAGAAACACUCCUAUCCGGCAAGCUAAGAAGCGACGGCUCUGCUUGGGGCGACAACUUCCAUGUUUAUUCAUUAGAGUGGACGCCAGAGCAUAUAGUGCUAGCGGUGGAUGAUGAGGUAUGGGGACGCGUGAAGCCGAGGAGGAGCGGCCUUCAAGCCGAGUUCCCGUCCCAUUGCAAAAGACUCCCGCGGUCGCGGCUGCGCGCUGGUUCACGCAUGGCGCCGUUCGAUGAUCACUUCUACCUAACCCUGGGCGUGGCGGCAGGGGGCAUCACAGAGUUCCCCGACGACUCGAUCACAAGCAACAACAAACGAAAGCCGUGGCGCGACGGUAGUCGCAAAGCCAUGCUCAAGUUCUGGCGGGGCACCAACUCCUGGCUGUCCACCUGGAAACUACCCCGACUCGAAAUUGACUAUGUCAAAGUAGUCGCGCUGUAAUAUAGGACAUUUGGAAACGCUUUUGUUUUCUUUGGAGCCGAAUUUAAUUGUGAAAAUUGUCUUAACUUUGUUCAGAGGCUUAUUGCCUUCAUGUCAUAAAUUAAAUAUCCCAAACACGUUGGAAGUACUACGCAGUAUGGUAUAUUAUUCACAAAUAUCUCAUCAUUAUUGUAUAACACGUUAAGAAUACGAAAAUAAACAGUUUUUAAUAAUCAGA